Molecule: messenger RNA, 6401 nt
Organism: Cheilinus undulatus (humphead wrasse)
Lineage: Eukaryota; Metazoa; Chordata; Actinopteri; Labriformes; Labridae
Gene: ube2f
Product: ubiquitin-conjugating enzyme E2F (putative)
Exons: 11
Coding region: 345-899 (184 amino acids)
Source: RefSeq, a predicted model, not a curated record
CGCACUGCGCUUCCGUUGCCCAUGACACCGGAACGAAGUUCUGACAGCUGAUUCUCCAAUCAGUUUAUAUCCACUCGGAGACCCGAAAUAAUCAUUUUAGAAGUUAUUUCCAGUCGGACCUACCUCAUAUAACCUCCUGCUGGAGUUACAGUCGGCGCAUUGAGCGGAGGAGGACAGCUGAGUAUGGUGUAGCACGGAGCGCUAGCUCUGAGACAGCAGGUAGUCUCUGUCAGUGUUCAACGCCAGGUUGCAGUGACUGACAGCCGGGGCAGGCAUUUAAGGAGCAUUGCAGUGCAGCCCAGUGCAGCGUGGGGCAGACCGAGGCAGACCACAGUAGAGGAGCCAUGCUUACGUUGGCCAGUAAGCUGAAGAGGGACGAUGGAGGAAAGACGGGCCGUGCCUCAGGAGCCUCAGACUCCACCCAUAGGGUCUCCAUCAGGGACCGUCUCCUUACCAAAGAAGUUGCAGAACUUGAAGCCAAUCUCCCUAGUACAUGCAAAGCCAAUUUCCCAGAUGAGGACAAACUGCAUCAUUUUCAGCUGGCAGUGUCUCCUGAUGAAGGUUACUACCAAAGUGGAAAGUUUCAGUUUGAAAUCGACGUCCCCGAAGCCUAUAACAUGGUGCCUCCUAAAGUGAGAUGUCUGACCAGAAUAUGGCAUCCCAAUAUCACAGAGAACGGAGAGAUCUGUUUGAGCUUAUUGCGGGAACACUCUAUUGACGGCACAGGCUGGGCCCCCACCAGAACAUUAAAGGAUGUUGUCUGGGGAUUGAACUCCUUGUUUACUGACCUUUUGAACUUUGACGACCCAUUGAAUAUCGAUGCAGCAGAACAUCAUCUGAGAGACAAGGAGGAUUUUCGGAAUAAGGUCCAAGAUUACAUCAAGCACUAUGCCAGAUGAUAGAAGCAUCAGCUACCUAACGUCAGCCUGCACCAACCAACCAAACUGCUCUACCUUGCCUCUGCUUACCUUGGCCAACUCCCCCACGUGUGUGAACCAACAGCUGACUCUGACUCUUACCACUCCCCUCCUCUCGGCACAGCUCUGCCCAUUACCUGCUGUUCACCUGAUUGCAAUAAACUCCACAUUGCAGGAACAAAAUAAAAAAAAAAGGAAAAAAAAAAAAAGAUGCGUUUGAGGAAGGGCUUGCAUACAAAAGAAAAUUGUGCUUUAAUUAUACUAAUCAAUGAGUGUUACAAUGACCACAAUGUCUGUCCAUUGUGGAGAGAUCACUGAAUGAAGCCGCCUCACUGGGACGUCCCCGAGCCGGACGGAAACGAGCCAUGGCAACGAACGGCGAGGGACGAGAUGUGAUGAUUCACGGGCGGGGAAAAAAAAAAGAACAGAAAUGACGUUCAAGUGUGUGAAAAUCUGAUGAAUCAUGAGAGGGAAUUUCUGUUGCUAUCAGUUCUCUGUUCCAGUGCCUGCCAUGUUUGUGUCGCAAAAGAGAAAAUGCAUGUGAGUUCACAAAGAAAAACACACACGGUGUCACGUCCUGUAGUAAAAGGUGAAUACACAGGUUGCUGAACACUAGCCUAUCAGUCAAACACACACACUGACGACAGAGAGCCUACUGCCCCACUAGACAGCAUGUGAAUGACCACAAUGUCUCGUUCUAUGUUCAUUCUCCUUGCAUGUGAGCAAAUCUCAUUCAAACCUUUUGUGCGUUUUCAUUUCCAGUACAGCAUCAUUCGACUACUAAAUUCACAGCAAAAUGUAAUGCACUGUGUUUAGUAUCACUCAUGUUUCUCCUCCUUCCUCCAUCUGUCUCUCUGUUAUACACAAACCAACAAAUAUCCUCUUUUCUCUGGGAGGUUUAUUCAUACUUUCAGUGCAGUCAUAAAGUACUACAACAGUGACACAUUUCACUCUGCAUGACGCAAUGACUAAGAGGUUUAAAGGAUUCAUUAAGAUUUUAAUAUUUUAAACAAAAGCAAAACAGUACAGCCCUUUUUGUUCAUGGUUCUCAAAGUUUAAUGGACAAAAUGUUACCAAACAUGACAUUAAAUCCACAAUGAUUGCUACAUUACAAUAAAAAAAGCCCUAAAUGGCAAUUUGAACCCACAGAGAAUUAUAAACUGCAUCCCCACACCCCCAUUCUUGCUUAAUGGUGCUUUCUAGUGCAUUUUGACAAUCGGUUAAGCUCUCCUGCCUGCAACUUUUAUGUUCUGGUUCACUCUGAUUGGGCUGUUUUUAAGCUGCAAAAGGCAGGAAAAAAGCUCCAAAACCCCAUCGUAUCAUAUCCACCCAGCACUUAACAGCAGGCAGAAACAGAUACGGACAAGCUGAAAAAUAAGGUGAAUUAUUCAGCCGCUCAGGAGCCCAAAAUUUCCAUUAAGAGCGGGAGCUGAACAUUGGAUAGUAAACAGCAGUAUAGCAUUCAUAAAGCCUUGCAUAAACAGUGCAAUUUCAGGAUGAUUUUAGUCAGGGUUUUGAGUUGAAUGACUGAUUUUGAAGUGAGGCAGAAUUUCAGCUUGAUGACGUGUCAUUUGUUGAGCAGUGAACAGGGGGGCAAGAUCAUGCCCCGCUUCACUGCUCCAAACCGAUCUACUCAAUUUUUGGCAUGAUUGGCAUGUUACCCAGUUAAACAAAUAAAGUCAGCACUCUGAGAAGUUGGCACCAGAAUUACAAGUCCUUAAAACUGACUAUCAAAGCUUGUAUCAAUUCAGGCCCACAGCCCAGGUUAGAUGCUAUGUCUAAACUGUAACACAGCCUUUAGCUGCUUUGAGCCACUAUAGCUCCAGUUACUUGCUACUAAUAGGCUGGAAAAAUGCUCUGAUGUAAAAAAAAAAAAAAAAAAAAAAAAAAAAGACAGUAGGAGCAGUGCUUUUUUUGUCCGUAUUUCAAUCUAGAAAAUCAAGAGAAAGUUGUUUGCAGGCUAUGUCCGGUUAUACUGGCAUUUAUGCACUUAUUCAAAGCAUUAAGUCACCAAAUUUAGCACAGAAUAGUAAACGUUUACCUCUGCAAUAGUACUUACAUUGCUAGUGCAAACCACGCAAGGCAACAACUUUCUGCCAUUGUGUUAAAUAGUGCUUGAUUUUGACUGUUUUUAAGGUGUUUUCCUGAGCCUAGUUGGCUAAAUGCACUUAAAAUUAGUGUUUAACCACGUAUGAAAUUAGCCGCUCAAGGAAACAAUAGCCUAUUUCACCACUCCAACACUCUUUUUCCUCGAUUGCACCUGCAUAAACUGGCGAUAGUGCCCUGAAAGCAUCAUGAAAAAAUCAGGCCUGCUUGUUCGAUGUCCUAUCUUUCAAAUCAUUAAUGAGAUGACAUAGAUGCAGACGUCCUGGCAUAUAAUAUGACUUAAAUCACACAGGUCUGAUUUCAGCUUCUGUCUUUUGGAGUUUGUAUAGGAAAUUAACAACUGUCAGUACUGUGUCCUCGUCUCAGUCGAAGUGUGAGCACUCAGGUCUUGCCUGACUAUCGUACUGCACCGAUCUGAGUACAGCAUGAUGCCAUAAAUCUUGAGCGUUUUUGUCCUACAGUUCUGAUCAUACAGCAGGAGUUGAUAUUCCAACAGUCUGCAUGCCUAUCUCUAGGUGGACAGUCAUAAAUCAUGAUUUGAAACUGAAUUCUGUUUCUGCUGGACAUUCCUGGAAUAAAUAAAAGGGAUCUGGCAACAGACCGUACAUCUCUGAUGGCCCUUCCUGCAGACCAUUCAUGAGAGACUCUGUCUUUGUCAGGAUGGACAUACACACUUAACUUUCAAAAUAAAAUUGGUUUAGACUUCAGUGGGGGGAUAGGGUAAGGAUUAAGGUGAUGGUUAGGACAAGUUAAAAUCCUGACCUACAAAACUCGCUUAUAAAUCAUUGAAUAAAUCUGGACAAACAGUCUGCUUACAGGAUUAAAGCUUGACCAUAGUGAAAAACACUAACGCAGCAAAAUACCUUACAUAGCUCUGUUAGCUGCAUAAGCUACCUAGAUAACGGAGCUACAUAGCUAAUGUGGUUAAGCCAAACUCACAAAGCAGUUGCAUGAACGACAUAGCUAAACUAGCUUUCGCUACGUUUUUUGCUAAAACUCAGCUUGCUACAGCUAACUUGGCUACAUUUGCUUAUGUAGUCACAUUAACUACAUAGCAAGUGUAGCAGCGUUAGCUUUAGCUAAAGCUAAUGAAGCUAAAGCAAGCCACUGUCGGUGUAACUACUUCUUAAAUGGGUUGAUACAUGAUUUAAUCCCAGAUUAGACCUCCUUUCUUUAUUUGAGAUGUUGCUUGGUCUAUAAUAUUUGCAGUUUGGUUAUUUCAUGAAUGUAGGUGCUUGACUUUGUUUAUGAAGGAAGUUGAAUUCAAAAAGAAAUCUCAAACUGGAAUUUCAUUGUACCUGCAGAUUAUGGCACUUCCAUUAUAAGAUGUACAGCGUCUAACUCGAAUGGUCUUUGAGAGGGUUGUACAGUCAGAAGUCAGACUGUCUUGGAAUAAUUAACGAAAAGCUCAUAAGUGAAUAUUUUAUGCACAAUUUUCCACCAGCCUCAAGUGACAGAACAAGAAGAAAUGUAUCCUUAUUGUUUUAUCCCCUAAAUUUUUGCAUCAUUGAAUGGGGGCACCAAGCAGACCAAGGAAAAGUGCUUAGAUUUGGGUACUUGGAUACUGAAUACAUAUACAGAUACUUUAUAAUACCUCUACAGUUUUUUAAAGUGAUAUUUAAAGUUUUUUUUAUUCCCAUCAGAUUUGCUCACUUCUCAUUUUGACAAUUUAGCAGAGCACCAUUUUCAGAUUACUUUUGUUAUUUUUACAUAAAAUAAAAACUGCAGACAUGGCUCCAAAUUUAACCUUCAAGUCCAAAUAAUCAGAAGCUGACAUCAUAAUGGAAAAGAUAUUGAGAACAGCCUUAAUAAUGUUAUAAGUAUGAGUCCAUAGGCUUAGUAUUGGUAUUGGUGCAGGUCCUAUUCUGUUCCCCCAGCAUUCAUGCAAACACCUUAGACAGGAUUAAUAGAGGAUAGAGAUGAGAAUCCAGAACUUAAACCUCAAAGUCAUUGUGCCAUUCCCAGUCAUGUGAGUUGUUAAAGACAUUUCACCAUCCUAGACUUUAUGAAAGCACUGUUUGCUCCUCUUAUACUGUGGGAGAUAUCCUAACCACCAUGCAAUGUACUUCCAGAGGACAGUACUCCAGUCUCUCUUUUUUUAGUCAAAAGUUUGUUUUCACUGUCUGCAUAUGCUCUGAAAAGUCAAAAGCAGAGGUUCAUAACGACACUUGGGUAGCAGUGCUACUAGCUAGUCAAGGCAGCACGCAGGCAAAUGAGCUAAUGUUUUUUUAGUGCUUUAAUGGAACUCCCUUCAUGGCUGUGUCAAAGAUUAUUUGGCGUGCAGUGAGUUAGCCAAUUGGAGUUCCAGAGAGCAUGUAGUGGUACCAUUCUACAGCUAAAAUGGUGUCAGUAGACCAUGAGAAGCACUGAACCUCCUCUAAGCAACUAAACUUAUCAGACACGUCUUUCUGAACCUCUGCUGUGGACAUUUAUGGUAAAAUGUCUCCUUCUGUGCGCACGUCUGUUAGAGAGAGAAAGAAAGCGAGACUGUCCGUCAGUCAGCCAUUGAGGGUGUGUUGUGUUUGUGUGUUUGUUUGUGUGUGUUUUAUUCGGCCCUGGGUAGCAUCGUGCCUCCAGUUUGAGUCGUUAUCUCUGAACAUCAUGACUGGUCUCACUCCAUUCAGCUUUAUGUUCACACGUCUGCAUGAGGCAAAGUCUUUGUGAUCUGCCAGUGGUGCAUUUUACUAAGGAUGUCAGAAAUGUAGUUUUACGUUGGAGGUGUGCGUGCGUGUAAAAGUUGAAACUCUGUGCUUGUUGAGUGAGUGUAUGCGUGAGCGCAGUUACAGUAUGACAUGUUGAAAUGAUGUGACUUGUUAGCAUGCUCUGGUUCCCUUUUACCCCUCUUCUUUGGUUAUUCUGGCCCCAUGGGUAAACAGCUCAAGUUAUUCUUGUUUUCAAGCAGAACAACAGCAGACGCUGGCUUCUGCCAAAAUAAAGGAUCUGACAAUAUAAUAAUUACCAGGAUUAUUGAAAGAAUAUGAGAAUGUUGGUGAUCCAUGGUGUUUCUAGUAAAGCUUGAAGGCAGAAGCAACCUACUGUUGAUAUGAAGCCAUCCUGUCACUGACUGCCAUGGUAAACCGUUGCAUCCUGGAUAUGGUAGCCUGAUUCUUUGUACUGAAUCUUAGCCUUACUAAUACUCUGACUUAAACUUCUGUUGGACACGUUGCCAUACGUCCUUUAUUUUGGCAGUAAGCAGUGGUUAUUUUCUUUUUCUUUUUUUUUUCUUUUUUUUUCCGGGAUGGGAUUGGAAAGUGUCUUUGCUUGGGCUACCUCCAUCUUUGGGCCACAGGAGAAGAUUAACAGCCUGUUCUUCAAAUCCUCAACUUUUUCUUUCUCAGAUUGUAUAUUCAUUUUUAAGAUAUAUUAAAGAGAAUAUAA